This is a messenger RNA of Lagenorhynchus albirostris (white-beaked dolphin), 1215 nucleotides long. RefSeq names its product tubulin tyrosine ligase like 9 (gene TTLL9). Lineage: Eukaryota; Metazoa; Chordata; Mammalia; Artiodactyla; Delphinidae. The transcript has 12 exons. Bases 1 to 1215 code for a protein of 404 amino acids. Gene Ontology annotation, biological process: microtubule cytoskeleton organization; protein polyglutamylation. Gene Ontology annotation, cellular component: cilium. Gene Ontology annotation, molecular function: tubulin binding; tubulin-glutamic acid ligase activity. The record is from RefSeq and is a predicted model, not a curated record.
AUGAAUACCCUCAUGGAUGUCCUUCACCACAGGCCAGGAUGGGUGGAAGUAAAGGAUGAAGGGGAGUGGGAUUUCUACUGGUGCGAUGUUAGCUGGCUCCGGGAGAAUUUCGACCACACCUACAUGGAUGAGCACGUGCGGAUCAGUCACUUCCGAAACCACUACGAGCUGACCCGCAAGAACUACAUGGUGAAGAACCUGAAGCGCUUCCGGAAACAGCUGGAGCGCGAGGCGGGAAAGCUGGAGGCAGCCAAGUGCGACUUCUUCCCCAAAACCUUUGAGAUGCCCUGCGAGUACCGUCUGUUUGUGGAGGAGUUUCGCAAAAACCCAGGAAUCACCUGGAUCAUGAAGCCUGUAGCCCGGUCGCAGGGGAAGGGCAUCUUCCUCUUCCGGAGGCUGAAGGACAUCAUGGACUGGAAGAAGGCCACAAGAAGUUCUGAUGACCAGAAAGAUGACAUUCCCGUGGAGAACUAUGUAGCUCAGCAUUACAUCGAAAAUCCCUACCUGAUAGGAGGCCGCAAGUUUGACCUGCGUGUCUACGUGCUGGUGAUGUCGUACAUGCCGCUGCGAGCCUGGCUGUACCGGGACGGCUUCGCCCGAUUCUCCAACACCCGCUUCACACUGAACAGCAUUGAUGACCAGUACGUCCACCUCACCAAUGUCGCCGUGCAAAAGACGUCUCCUGACUACCACCCAAAGAAGGGCUGCAAGUGGAUGCUGCAGCGCUUCCGGCAGUAUCUGGCAUCCAAGCAUGGGCCCACGGCAGUGGAGACGCUCUUCAGUGACAUGGACAACAUCUUCAUCAGAAGCCUGCAGAGCGUGCAGAAGGUGAUCAUCAGCGACAAGCACUGCUUCGAGCUGUAUGGCUAUGACAUCCUCAUAGACCAGGACCUCAAGCCGUGGCUCCUGGAGGUCAAUGCAUCCCCAUCACUGACAGCCAGCAGCCAGGAGGACUAUGAGCUCAAGACCUGCCUCCUGGAAGACACCUUGCACAUCGUGGACAUGGAGGCCAGACUCACGGGAAGGGAGAAGCGAGUGGGAGGCUUCGACCUCAUGUGGAACGAUGGCCCUGUCAGCAGAGAAGACGGGGCUCAUGACCUGUCGGGGCUGGGGAACUUUGUGACCAACACGCACCUUGGCUGCGUCAAUGAUCGGAAAAAACAGCUGAGGCAGCUGUUCCGCUCCCUUCAAGGCCAGAAGAAAACUCCCAACUAA